Messenger RNA from Phoenix dactylifera (date palm), 2785 nucleotides. The record is from RefSeq and is a predicted model, not a curated record. NCBI's taxonomy places the organism in Eukaryota, Viridiplantae, Streptophyta, Magnoliopsida, Arecales, Arecaceae.
UCUUAGUUUUCUUCUUCCUCCUCCUCCUCCCAGUUGUGCUUGAGUAAGACAUGGAGGAGUCAUUGGAGUGCCUUGUCGAGAGGGUUAAGCAAGAGGUUUUCUCUCCCUCCGCUGACAUAUACUCCUUCCUGCCAUCGUCUGCCUACGAGACUGCAUGGGUAGCCAUGAUACCCAAUCCUGAACGACGCCGUCGUCCAAUGUUCCCAAACUGUUUGAUUUGGAUGCUUCGAAACCAAAACGAUGGAGGGUCAUGGGGAGAGCUCGAUCUCACCAUAGACUGCCUCACUGCGACUCUGGCUUGUACUAUUGCGCUCAAGACCUGGAACGUUGGCUACAUAAAUAUAGAGAAAGGAUUGAAAUUUCUUCAUGCACACACGGAGAAGGUGCUUAUGAAACACCAUGGUGGCAUCCCCCGAUGGUUUGCCAUUAUAUUCCCGGGCAUGCUUGAGCUGGCGAAGGCCAAAGGCUUGGAGGUCUUUCCUCAGGGCUACACAGGAGUCGUGGAAGAUAUCUUCAACGAAAGGGAGAAAAUUUUCAAAAUGGAAGAAACAUCCUGUGGGGGUCACCAUCUUCCACUUUCACUGUACCUCGAGGCCUUGCCAGCAAUCUACCGAGGGAAGCAUGAAGAUAUUCUUAAGCAUAAGAGAGAAGAUGGGUCCUUGUUUCAUUCCCCGUCUGCAACUGCUUGUGCUUUCAUGAUCACUGGAGAUGGAGAUUGCAAGGAGUAUUUGGAAGCCAUAGUCCAAAGAUGCGGACAUGGAGUUCCUCCCGCAUACCCUGUGGACCAAGACCUCAUAAAGCUGUGUAUGAUGGACCAUUUGAUGCGACUAGGAUGUGGUGAACAUUUCACCAAGGAAAUAGGAGAUGCGAUGGAUCACAUUUAUUGGAAUUGGGUAACGGAGGAGCUGCAACCGUCUAAUGUGCACGAUCUGCCGCUCCAAAUAUUCAAAGAUUUUUUAACCUUUCAACUCCUAAGAAAGCACGGCCAUCGAAUAUCCCCAGAGAGGUGUUGCUGGUUUAUGCGUGACCCACAAAUGCUCCUGCACAUAGAAGAGAACUAUCAAGACUUCUUGGGAGCUAUGUAUGCUGUCUACAUAGCCACACAUUUGAUGUUUCCAGAGGAACCAGAAUUUGAAAAUGCCAAAACUUUCUCCAAGAAAAUAUUGCAAAAGGGAUUGCCAGGCAAAGAUGUGAAAGACCAUCCUUCGGCUCUUUCUGAUCUCCAGGAGGAGAUUGAGCACGAGUUGAAGCAUCUGUGGUUAGCACGGAUGGAUCAUCUGGAGCAUCGGACAUACAUAGAAAGAACUAAAGGCUACAAUAUUUGGAUUGGAAAGUCCUCCUCUUGCAGGCUAACAUGCUCGGACGACAUUAUCCAGCUUGCCAUAAAAAAUUUCAUGACUCGCCAAUCAGUCUACAGGACUGAACUCGAGGAGCUAAAGAGGUGGUCCAAAGAUACGGGCCUCGCCAACAUGGGCUUCGGACGAGAGAACACAUCAUAUUGUUACUUUGUUGCUGCUACUCCCAUUUUCCUUCUCUUAGACUCGGAGGUGCGGAAAAUUAUCGCUAAAAGUGCAAUCUUAGUUACAGUUGCAGAUGAUUUUUUUGAUGAGCACGGUUCAUUGGAUGAAUUACAAUGCCUAACUCAAGCAGUACAAAGGUGGGAAGGAGAAGGCUUAUCUGGGCAUAGUAAAGUUAUUUUUGAGACUCUUGAUGACCUCGUAUGUGAUAUUGCAUUGAAGAUUUUCAACCAACAAGGUCAUGAUAUGAAAACACUUCUUCAAGAUUUCUGGCGAGAAGCAUUCGAUGUGUGGUUGACGGAAUCUGAGUGGAGUAGAAUCAAACAUGCACCAUCAAUUGAUGAAUACCUUCGAGUAGGCACGCUCUCCAUAGCUAUACAAGCAAUGUAUCUCCCCGCAUGUUAUCUUGCAAGUCCAAAGCACCCACAAAGCUCUUCGGGAACCCGUUAUAGCAAAAUUACCAAAUUGUUAAUGCUCUCAACUCGCUUACUGAAUGAUAUUCAAAGCUAUGAGAAAGAGAUGAAAGAUGGAAAACUGAACAUGGUGCCAUUGUACUUGAAAGCGAAUCCAGAGGCAAAUAUUGAAGAUUCUAUUGCAUAUAUACAGAACAAACUAGAAAGGUUCGAGAAGCAGCUGCUUGAAAUUACUAUGGUUGAUAGCAAUGCUGAAGUACCGAAAGAAUGGAAACAAAUCCAUCUAUGUGCUUUAAAGGGGUUUCAGAUGCUUUUUAACACUUUUAAUGCAUUCGACUCACCUACCGCGCUACUUCAAGACAUUACUAUGGCCUUCUACGAGCCAUUAGCUAUGGACUCUCAAAGAAUGCUUCUGCCAACGUUUGUGCUUAAUGCUCAUGAGUCAAUUAAGGAGAAUACAGGACGGUUAAUGGAUGAUAGUUCUAAGAAAGAAGUGAAGACUCAAGGUCAGCUUCAAGGAAUGAACGGUAAAAUAGUUUAUAAUUCAAGAGCAAUUCCUUCCAAAAUCAAGCAGUCACUAUAUUAUGUGAGGCCCAAAUGUUUGCUUGGAUUACGGCGUCCAUCUUCUUGCAUGUUUUUAGCUGUGCCUCCCAAUUCUCCAAGUCCUUUAUUGAAAAUGUAGGUGGCAGCUUUCAGAUGUGCGUGUUGAAGAAAUAUUUAUAUCUAUGUUGCUAUAUCUUCUAUAUUGUUACAUUUUUACCAAAAGAGUGCAAUGUGUAGUUUUUUAUGCACAACAUAUUGAUGAUAAUAUAGAAAAUGUAAGUGCAAUAAGAAUUUAUGGUUGUUUUGUCCGUA